GCAUUAAAUUCCCCUGACGUCAUCUGCUCUGUGUGCACUCGAAGUGUGCUGGGGGAAGUCUGUUCAUUUGUGUGCUUUGAUAACGAACAGACCUUGAUGACUGUUAAUACCUGAUCCACAGAGCAUCAGGAAGAAAAACAGUCCUGAAUGAAUUCCUCUGAGACCCACAGAACAGAUCAUGGCUUGCUGAUGUGACACACGUCGUGUCGGAGGGAAAUGCAGCGCAGGAGCUCUGGAGCUGGCUCGAGGAGCAGGGAUUCAGAGAGAUGCAGGACAAACAUGUGCUGCACAUCAGCUGGUUUACUGAGAGCAUGAGCGCCGGCCGGCCCGUGCCUCUCCAAAUCAGACAUUACAUACAAAAUCCCGCUGUGGGUCAGAGGUCAUGUUCACAUCCGUCAGCCGAACCUGAGUCUGCUGUGUCUCCGUACGCUUGCCAGAGACCAACCACACUGAACAACCGCAGUAAGAUCUUUACAGAUGCGCUGGAGGUGCUGGCGGAGAACCUGGAGUUCUGUGGGAAUUCGGGUCCGAGCCUGGCGUUCCGGAGGGCGGCGUCUGUGCUCAAGAGUCUCCCUGAUGCCCCGAGACGUCUGGAGGAGACACAGCAUCUGCCCUGCCUCGGAGAACACAGCCGGGCCAUCAUAGAGGAGAUCUCUGAAUACGGAUCGUGCUCCAGAGUUGAGGAGAUACUGAAUGAUGAGAGGUAUCGGACGAUGAAGUUGUUCAGCAGUGUCUUCGGGGUCGGACCCAAGACGGCAGAGAACUGGUUCUGUAGAGGACUGCGGACGUUUGAGCAGGUGCUGAAUGACCCCAGCAUCAGACUGAACCGCAUGCAGACCGCAGGGUUCUUGUUUUAUGAGGACAUCAGUAAGCCGGUGAGCAGGACAGAGGCCAUCGCUCUGAAGAUUAUAGUGGAGGAAGCUGUCAUCAGUGUCAUCCCAUCAGCCAGCGUCAGCAUCACAGGAGGAUUCCGCAGGGGGAAGGAGUUCGGACACGAUGUGGACUUCAUUAUAAAAACACCUGAGGCCGGACAGGAGGACUCUAUUCUGCCCGCCGUGAUCGAACGAUUCAAAAGACAGCGCAGCGCAGGACUCACUCCAGCAGCGGCGUGUCCUCCUCAACAAACGCGAGCGAUGCGCGCACGGGAGAGCCGCACACCAGGGAAACACGCUCCGCAGACCGGCACCCGCCGUGGAUUAAACCGGGGAACUCUCCAAACCAUGGCCGAGACGGCGAAGAAGUGA
Molecule: messenger RNA, 1244 nt
Organism: Carassius auratus (goldfish)
Lineage: Eukaryota; Metazoa; Chordata; Actinopteri; Cypriniformes; Cyprinidae
Product: DNA nucleotidylexotransferase-like
Exons: 9
Coding region: 267-1244 (325 amino acids)
Biological process (GO): double-strand break repair via nonhomologous end joining
Cellular component (GO): nucleus
Molecular function (GO): DNA-directed DNA polymerase activity; DNA binding; DNA nucleotidylexotransferase activity
Source: RefSeq, a predicted model, not a curated record